Molecule: messenger RNA, 1137 nt
Organism: Kwoniella shivajii
Lineage: Eukaryota; Fungi; Basidiomycota; Tremellomycetes; Tremellales; Cryptococcaceae
Exons: 3
Coding region: 1-1137 (378 amino acids)
Biological process (GO): coenzyme A biosynthetic process
Cellular component (GO): nucleus; cytoplasm
Molecular function (GO): phosphopantothenate--cysteine ligase activity
Source: RefSeq, a predicted model, not a curated record
AUGUCUGCAACAGUGUCUAGCUCCGAGCCGUUCUCCACCGAGGGGUACUUUCACACUCAGAGACCUCCAGCAGGUCUGGAGGAGAAGAGCGAGAAAAUGCAUGCCUUUGUUGAACAGUGGAAAGCUGUAAAAGGGAAGAAGGUGGUUUUGGUGACAGUGAGUUCACCAGCAUUCUCAAUCUUGCUGAUAGUCAUCAGAGCGGUGGAACUACAGUACCGCUGGAGUCGAACACCAGGUACAAGAGGAGCGACUUCCGCCGAGUAUUUCUUAUCCCAAGGAUACGCUGUGAUAUUCCUACACAGGCUGCAUUCACUUCGACCAUUCUCAAGACACUACUCACAUUCCCUCAACCCAUUUCUCGAUUUGCUUUCCAUCGUCCCAUCGUCGUCCUCCUCUUCGUCAUCCAUAGUGGUAUCACCCGAACACACCCAAACUCUCUUACCAAUACUCAAAGCAUACCAUGAAUCACAGUCCUCGGGAACAUUACUUAGUGUAGAAUUUCAAACGGUGAACGACUAUCUAUGGUUGUUGAAAGCGGUAACAGCUUCAAUGGCCAGUCUAGGUAGAAGGGGAAUGUAUUAUCUUGCAGCUGCAGUAUCGGAUUUCUUUUUACCCGAAGAAAAAGUGGCCGAACACAAAAUACAAUCAAACAAGGGAACGUUGAGCUUGGAAAUGGAUCAAGUGCCUAAAGUUAUGAGACCUCUGGUACAAGAAUGGACACCAGAAGGUUAUAUAGUCAGCUUCAAGCUUGAAACGGAUACGGCUCUUCUGAUUCCCAAAUCCAGAGCGGCACUCUCGCGAUAUGGACAUCAGUUGGUCAUUGGAAAUGAGCUUCAUCGACGUAAACACGAAGUGGUCUUUGUAGAACGAGCCACACCGUCUUCCAAAGGAACGGGCGAUGAUCAAAUAAAAGGGUCUGUAACUCCUCCUAUUGUCGCAGGGAGCGACUUGGGCGUUGUCGGAUUUCCGAGAAAAGAGGAAUACAAGGAAACUUGGCUGAGAUUGGAUGAUCUGAAAAAUGAUGGUCAUGCUGGCGGAAAAGGCAGAGAUGGUGAAGUCGAGAUUGAAGAAAUGAUUGUAAAAGAAUUGUUGAAUAGACAUCAAUACUGGAUGGACGCGAAAGCAACUAGGGAGUAG